This is a messenger RNA of Danio aesculapii, 811 nucleotides long. RefSeq names its product biphenyl hydrolase like (gene bphl). NCBI's taxonomy places the organism in Eukaryota, Metazoa, Chordata, Actinopteri, Cypriniformes, Danionidae. The record is from RefSeq and is a predicted model, not a curated record.
UCAGCCCUGCGUGACGUGUCAUUGUGGAGCGAGCGAAUGCGUCGGCCGAUGGAGCAGAUGUACGGUGCUCAGUAUUUCCCGACGUGGGAGAGAUGGGUGGACGGCAUCAGCCAGUUUAUACACAACCCACAAGGCAGUAUCUGUGUGGACGUACUGCCGCAGAUCUGCUGUCCCACACUGAUCCUCCACGGGGCCCAAGACCCGGUGGUGCCUGCAUAUCACCCUCAGCUCCUCCAGGAUAGCAUCAGCGGCUCCAGGCUUCAUGUGUUUCCGAAAGGGAAGCAUAAUAUCCAUCUGCGAUACUCUGCUGAGUUCAACACACUGGUGGAGCAGUUUCUCAAUGAGUGAAGGAGAUCACGGCCGUCUGAUGUCCUAAAAAAACAAGGUGUUUAUUUGUUUACUGGUGUUUUCAUAAAAGGAUUGUCGCCAUUUGAUCAUCUGUAUGCUUUCAGUUUAAUAUCUGUGUGAACUGGAAGACUUAUAUUUCAGUAUGGUCAUGUAUUUAUAACUCGAAUAGAAUAUUGAGUAGGGGGCGGGGCUUUAUUUUGGAGCUCUGCCUUGUAGCUUCAAAGUAAAAUCGAAUGAUUGGAGGGGGCGUGGCUCAGCAUAUUUCAGCCAAUCAGAGUCUUCAGAGAAUACUGCUGUGUUCCAGAGCAGAUGAGCAGGCUUUGACUUAAAGAUUACUGAAACAAACUGUUUAUUUCAGUGGCUUAAUUUAGGCAGAUUAAUUAUUCAUUUUUAGACUUAAUAAUAUAAUAUAAUAUGCAGUAGAAAGAUAACAUUGUACAUUUUGAUUUCAUGUGUAGUUUAC